Messenger RNA from Apis cerana (Asiatic honeybee), 1221 nucleotides. RefSeq names its product cuticular protein 28 (gene CPR28). Lineage: Eukaryota; Metazoa; Arthropoda; Insecta; Hymenoptera; Apidae. Gene Ontology annotation, molecular function: structural constituent of chitin-based larval cuticle. The record is from RefSeq and is a predicted model, not a curated record. Gene Ontology annotation, cellular component: chitin-based extracellular matrix.
CAGGUGGGGAUGCAACACCCGCGAUUUUCCGACUAUAUAAAGGCAGAUGCACCGUGGAUCCUUGGUGUCACGUAUCACUCGUCGUUUAAGGACGAAGGGACAGAAGUCCAAUUCGCACGAAGAAGUUUUUGCCAUGAAGACGAUCCUUAUCUUCGUAACAGUAAUAGUGGGAGCUUUUGCAGCGCCCCAAGUUAAUCCAAAUGAAAUCACGAUAAUAAAGCAGGAAGAACAAAACAACAUUGGAGUAGGUGGAUAUCACUUUAGUUAUGAACAGAGCGAUGGUCAAAAAAGAGAGGAAACUGCAGAAUUAAAAAAUGAGGGUACUGAUGAUGAAUCCCUCGAUGUUACUGGUAGCUUCUCCUUUACAGCACCCGAUGGUCAUACUUACAGGGUUGAUUACACCGCUGACAAGGAUGGAUUUCAUCCCACCAUCAAUCUUGUUUCGAAAUAAAAAAAAUGUAAGAUCUGAAAUUAUGCGCUAACCUUAUAUAGGACUUCCUGACUAUCGAUAUACGCUAAUAUAAGUGUAUCGUAUAUGUUUAAAUCGUAUGGCACGCUAUUCACUUCAUUUAAUAUGCAUGAUCAUUUUCUAUAUUAUUCGUGUAAUUAAUUUCUUUUGUUCAUUUUUAUAUACUUAACUAUCAUGUUUAUUUCUAUGAACGUUAAAUUUGCAAUGUGAAAAUAAUAAUGUUAAUAAAAAGAAUGUACAAAAUAAAAUAAUCAAUCGAUAAUCAAAUGUACUAAAUAUUUAAAUUAAAGAUUAAAUUUAAAAAAUAAAUUAUCAACAGAUUUAUGCAUUUUCUAACAAAAGAUUCAAUAGAAUGGAAAUAUAGAAAAAUUAAAUAAAAAAUAUAUAAUUAAAAUAAAAAAAUAUUUAUUAAAAUAAUGUUUAAUCUAAUUUUUAAAAUAAAAAAAGAUAAUAAAUGAAGAAAUAUUAAUAGAUAUUUAUUUAUACGUAAUAUAAAUAAUUAUGAUAUUAUACUUCUAGUUGUGAAAUGCGUGCCAAUGAAUAAACAAAUUAUUUCACAUAUAGUUCUGAGAAACUACUGGUAAAUAUAUUAAAUGAGGCGCUAGAAGUUUCAAUCACUAUCCAUUUUUAGUGAAGCGACGACCAAGCAUUUAUUUACGCAUUUUAGAAUUUGCGUAAAAAUGAGUAAUUUUUUUAUAAUUGUAUGUAUGUAACAAGAUAUAAAUUGAGCAAAUAAAUAUAUAUACAAAUUA